UUGAAGAAAAUGAAGAGAAGCUUUAGUGAAAAUUCAACUCGAAGUACUGCAGGCUGUUUGCCUGUACCGUUGUUCAAUCAGAAAAAAAGGAACAGACAGCCAUUAACUUCUAAUCCACUUAAAAAUGAUCCAGGUGUAAGUUCUGCUUCUGACAGUUAUGAUUUCCCUCCUCUUCCAACAGAUUGGGCCUGGGAAGCUGUGAAUCCGACCUGUAGAGAUGACAACAAAAAUACCAGUGUAAAAACUUGGGAUAAAAAUGAUUUUCGACCUCAACGCAACAGAACAAACCUCGUGGAAAAUGCUGGAAUAUAUUCUUUUCCAGUGAAUUUAGGAGCUCAACAGCAAAAACAAUUAAUAGCUGAACCUCAUAACUUAACUCAUCACAGAGAAACUGAGGUGCUGAGACAAACACAUUCAUCAAAAAUACCUGAGUAUAAGACAGAAGGCCAAAAGAAAAGCAGCUCAAUACAGGCAUUUAAACCUAAUUAUCAACAAUAUAAAUUUAAGAAACAAAUGUUGGAUGAUAUGCCAGAAGAAAAGACUUCGAAGGAAAUUCCCUUGUGUCAGUUACAAUUUAAGGAAAAAAAUAAUUCUUUAAGAAUUAUUUCUGCAGUUAUUGAAAGCAUGAGAUACUGGCGUGAACAUGCACAGAAGACUGUACUUCUUUUUGAAAUAUUGGCUAUCCUUGAUUCAGCUGUCACACCUGGACCGUAUUAUUCAAAGACUUUUCUUAUGCGAGAUGGGAAAAAUACUCUGCCUUGUGUAUUUUAUGAAAUAGAUCGUGAACUUCCAAGACUAAUUAGAGGCCAAGUUCAUAGAUGUGUUGGAAACUAUGAUCCGAAAAAGAACAUUUUCAGAUGUGUUUCUAUCAGACCAGCAUCUAUUAAUGAACAAAAAACUUUUCAGGCAUUUGUUAAAAUUGUAGAUUCUGAGAUGAGGUAUUAUACUAAAAUAAUGAAUGAAAUUUAA
Molecule: messenger RNA, 969 nt
Organism: Octodon degus (degu)
Lineage: Eukaryota; Metazoa; Chordata; Mammalia; Rodentia; Octodontidae
Gene: Spata22
Product: spermatogenesis associated 22
Exons: 7
Coding region: 10-969 (319 amino acids)
Biological process (GO): meiotic DNA repair synthesis; gamete generation; regulation of meiotic cell cycle
Source: RefSeq, a predicted model, not a curated record